GGCUUUGGGCCUGUUUAUAAGGGUAUUUUACCAAAUGGCACUAUAAUAGCAGUCAAACAACUUUCAUCUAAAUCAAAGCAAGGAAACCGUGAGUUCAUCAAUGAGAUAGCAAUGAUCUCAGCAUUACAACACCCUUGUCUUGUUAAACUUUAUGGAUGCUGUGUUGAGGGAGAUCAAUUAUUGUUGAUAUAUGAAUAUAUGGAAAACAAUAGCCUUGCAUAUGCAUUAUUCGGGAACAAAGAGAAUCAAUUAAAAUUGAAUUGGCCAACGAGACAGAAGAUUUGUGUUGGUAUUGCUAGAGGUUUGGUUUUUCUCCAUGAAGAAUCAAGAUUGAAAAUUGUUCAUAGGGAUAUUAAGGCAACUAAUGUGUUGCUCGACAAAAAUUUAAAUCCAAAAAUUUCUGAUUUUGGUUUAGCCAAACUCCAUGAAGAGGAUGCUACUCACAUUAGUACUCGAAUAGCUGGGACAUAUGGAUAUAUAGCACCUGAAUAUGCAAUGAAUGGUUAUUUGACUGAUAAAGCAGAUGUUUAUAGUUUUGGAAUUGUUGUCUUAGAACUUGUUAGUGGAAAGGCUAAUACCAUUCAUCGAUCAAAGGAGGAAGUGUUAUAUCUUCUUGAUUGGGCACAUUUGUUGAAAGAGAAAGGCAUGCUCAUGGAGCUAGUUGAUCGAAGGUUAGGUUCAGAUUUCAAUGAAGAGGAAGUAAUGGUGAUGAUCCAAGUAGCUCUGUUAUGCACCAAUGCGAUUGCAAAUCUUAGGCCUUCCAUGUCUUCAGUUCUUAGCAUGCUUGAAGGCAAAACCAUUGUUCCAGAAUUCGUUUCAGAUCAAAGUGAAUUAAUGGAUGAGAUGAAGUUAGAGGCAAUGCGACAAUAUUACUAUCAAAAGGAAGAAAAUAAAAUAAAUGAGGCGAACAAUAAUGUGUCACAUAAUGUAGUUGAAGAACAAUGGAUUGCUUCAUCUUCGUCUGACCUCUAUCCUAUGCACAUUGAUUCUUCAUCAUAUUAUUGGGAGCAAAGAAACUAG
Molecule: messenger RNA, 1020 nt
Organism: Arachis stenosperma
Lineage: Eukaryota; Viridiplantae; Streptophyta; Magnoliopsida; Fabales; Fabaceae
Product: probable leucine-rich repeat receptor-like serine/threonine-protein kinase At3g14840
Exons: 5
Coding region: 112-1020 (302 amino acids)
Biological process (GO): protein phosphorylation
Molecular function (GO): ATP binding; protein kinase activity
Source: RefSeq, a predicted model, not a curated record